UGGAAGAACACAGUGAGGUGCAAGUCCUCCUCCCUUUCCAACCUCACCAAACCAAAUCCAGGACGGCGCAGGGAUCUGUGUUUGUGUGUCUGUGCUGAGGCUAGGACUGUCACUCAUUCUCUGAUCAGCUUCUGAAAGCAGCUAGAGAGCAGCUGGCAAAAAACAAUUCUGAAAAAAAAAUUACAUUGCAUCUAAAUCUCUAUCUAAGCCACCCAAGCUCCUAUUGAAGGAAAAAUAUAUUUGCAAGAAACUUCCACCCCAACAGCAGAUUACAAUGCUGCAUUCUAAGGAUCUCAUCUGGACUCUGUUUUUCCUUGGAGCUGCAGUGUCUCUACAAGUGGAUAUUGUUCCAAGUCAGGUGGAGAUCAGCGUUGGAGAAUCCAAAUUCUUCUUAUGUCAAGUGACUGGAGAAGCCAAAGCCAAAGACAUUUCCUGGUUCUCCCCCAAUGGCGAGAAGCUGACGCCCAACCAACAGCGCAUCUCGGUGGUGCGGAACGAUGACUUGUCCUCCACCCUCACCAUUUACAGCGCCAACAUCGACGACGCUGGCAUCUACAAGUGUGUCGUCACCAGUGAGGAGGAGGGCGACUCUGAGGCCACCGUCAACGUGAAAAUCUUCCAGAAGCUGAUGUUCAGGAAUGCUCCCACCCCUCAGGAGUUCCAGGAUGGGGAAGAUGCUGUGAUUGUGUGCGAUGUGCUCAGCUCGUUGCCUCCCACCAUUAUGUGGAAGCAUAAGGACAGGGACGUUGGCCUGAAAAAAGAUGUCCGAUUUAGCGUCUUGCCCAGCAACUUCCUGCAAAUCCGGGGAAUCAAGAAAACGGAUGAGGGGACGUACCGCUGUGAGGGCAGAAUCCUGGCUCGUGGGGAGGUCAAUUUCAAGGAUAUUCAGGUCAUCGUGAAUGUGCCUCCUUCCGUCCGUGCCAGGCAGAACACCGUGAAUGCUACGGCCAAUCUCAGCGAGUCUGUCACCUUAGUGUGCGAUGCUGAUGGCUUUCCUGAGCCAGCCAUGAGCUGGAUGAAGGAUGGGGACUUGAUAGAACGGGGGGACGAUGACGAGAAAUACGACUUCAGCUACGAUGGCUCUGAGCUGACCAUCAAGAAGGUAGAGAAGAGUGACGAGGCGGAGUACAUCUGCACCGCUGAGAACAAGGCCGGAAAGCAGAGUGCCAUCAUCCACCUCAAAGUCUUCGCAAAACCCAAAAUCACUUACGUGGAGAACAAAACUGCCAUGGAACUGGAGGACCAGAUCACGCUGACCUGCGAGGCUUCCGGGGACCCAAUCCCCUCCAUCACCUGGAGAACCUCCACCCGGAACAUCAGCAACGAAGAGAAGACCCUGGAUGGGCGCAUAGUGGUACGCAGCCAUGCCCGAGUGUCCUCCCUGACGCUCAAGGACAUUCAGUACACGGACGCUGGAGAAUACGUGUGCACGGCCAGCAACACCAUCGGGCAAGACUCCCAGGCCAUGUACCUUGAAGUGCAAUAUGCCCCCAAGCUGCAGGGCCCUGUGGCAGUCUACACCUGGGAGGGGAAUCAAGUGAACAUCACGUGUGAGGUGUUUGCUUAUCCCAGUGCUGUCAUCUCCUGGUUCCGGGAUGGACAGCUGCUACCAAGCUCCAACUACAGUAACAUCAAGAUCUACAACACCCCAUCAGCCAGUUACCUGGAGGUGACCCCGGAUUCCGAGAAUGACUUUGGGAACUAUAACUGCACCGCAGUGAAUCGCAUCGGCCAGGAAUCCUCUGAAUUCAUCCUUGUGCAAGCAGAUACUCCGUCCUCUCCUUCCAUUGACAGAGUGGAGCCUUAUUCCAGCACUGCCCAGGUGGAGUUCGAUGAGCCGGAGGCCACCGGUGGGGUGCCCAUCCUCAAGUACAAGGCAGAAUGGAGAGCACUGGGCGAGGAGGAUUGGCAUUCCAGGUGGUAUGAUGCCAAAGAAGCAAACAUGGAGGGCAUUAUCACCAUCAUGGGCCUGAAGCCAGAGACAGCCUACGUCAUCAGACUGUCAGCCAUCAAUGGCAAGGGCCUGGGAGAGAUCAGUGCGGUGUCUCAGUUCAAGACCCAGCCAGUUCGGGAACCCAGCGCACCCAAACUGGAGGGCCAGAUUGGAGAAGACGGGAACUCCAUUAAAGUGAACCUUAUCAAGCAGGAUGAUGGAGGCUCCCCAAUCAGACACUAUCUGAUCAAAUACAAAGCUCAGUCCUCAGACUGGAAACCAGAGAUCAGACUCCCCUCUGGCAGUGACCACGUCAUGCUUAAGUCCCUAGAGUGGAAUGCAGAGUAUGAGGUCUACGUAAUAGCUGAGAACCAGCAAGGGAAAUCCAAGCCUGCACACUAUGCUUUCAGGACUUCAGCUCAGCCUACUGUAAUCCCAGCCAGCACUAGCCCCACGUCAGGCCUGGGGACCGCUGCCAUCGUGGGCAUUCUCAUUGUCAUCUUUGUGCUGCUCCUGGUGGCUGUGGACAUCACCUGCUACUUCCUGAACAAGUGCGGCCUGCUGAUGUGCAUCGCGGUCAACCUGUGCGGCAAAUCUGGGCCCGGGGCCAAGGGCAAAGACAUGGAGGAGGGCAAAGCUGCCUUCUCAAAAGACGAGUCAAAAGAGCCCAUCGUGGAGGUACGGACUGAGGAGGAGCGGACCCCGAACCACGAUGGAGGCAAACACACAGAGCCCAACGAGACCACGCCGCUGACAGAGCCUGAGCACCCAGCUGAUACUACAGCUACAGUGGAGGACAUGCUGCCUUCCGUAACCACGGGCACCACUAAUUCUGACACUAUCACCGAAACCUUUGCCACUGCUCAGAACAGCCCGACCAGCGAGACCACCACCCUGACUUCCAGUAUUGCCCUGCCAGCCACAGCUAUCCCUGACUCAAACUCCGUGCCGCCCAGCCAGGCCACUCCGGCCAAAGGGGCAGCCACCUCAGCUUCCUCACCACUGUCCUCCUCGGCCCCCAAAGUCGCCCCCCUGGUUGACCUCAGCGACACCCCAACAUCUACUCCGGCCACUAGUAAUUUGUCUUCGAGUGUCCUGGCCAACCAAGGGGCAGUGCUCAGUCCCAGCAAUGCCACCAGCAUGGCUGAGGCCUCAAAGGCGCCAGCUGGUAGCAAGCCAUCUGCCCCAGCCCCUGCAAAUCCUGCUAGCCCUCCAGCUUCUUCAGAGCCCAAGCAGGAGGUGUCAAGCACCAAAAGCCCAGAAAAGGAAGCUGCACAACCCAGCAUGGUGAAGAGUCCAACAGAAACAGCCAAGAACCCAACUAACCUGAAGAGCGAGGCUGCCUCAGGCAGCACCACAAACCCCUCCCAGAACGAGGACUUUAAAAUGGACGAAGGGACCUUCAAGACCCCAGACAUUGACCUUGCAAAGGAUGUUUUUGCAGCUCUUGGCACUACUGCUCCUGCCAGUGUGGCUAGUGGGCAAGCUCGCGAGCUUGCUGCUCCCACUGUAGACAGCUCUGUACCGCUGGCACCGGCAAAGACCGAGAAAACCCCUGUAGAAGAAAAAUCUGAGGUGCAAGCAACGGAACCGAAGACACCUCCAGCAGAAGUCAAGACGGUCCCCAACGAAGCCACACAAACAAAUGAAAACGAGAGCAAAGCAUGAUCAGCAGCAGCAAAGAAGAAAAAUGACAGAACAACUUCACCUGAGCAUUUAAAACACAACACACAUCUCAUUCCUCUAGUGUCUUUUGCCUUUAAAAGAAAAACAGACAAAAUGAAAGAAUGCAUACAUGGGGUUCUCUUUUUUUUUCUUCGUAGGUUUGUAGGAAGGUUCUAUUUGUUGUGCACUUGCUUUUAAGGAAAAAUAAAAUCCGUUUUUUUAAAAAAUGGUUGAUCCCGCAACCAGAUCAGGGCUUAAUGAGCCCUGCAUAUAUUCAAACAAAAAAGGUCACAAACAUCAAUUGCAAAUACGGUUACGAAGCUCAAAACCAACUAGAUUUAGGGGUGGGUGGGAAAUUAACCCUGACUUUUCUUUGGUUAGCCUAACAGAGUAAACAGCUGUACCAUCAGGUACAGCCAGUACUGAAUGAACAAAGUCCACAAUUUAUUUUUAUACUUUUCGGUCGAGUUUGAAAUAUGUAAAGCCUCGUAAAUAAGUUAACGUUUCUGUUCACUUUGUAUUUGUUCAGUAGGCAAAGUAUCUCUCGCCCUUUGUGACUGAAUCCAAUCUUCAGCUUAGGCAGUUAUUUGGGGGGGUUAUUAUUAUUGUUAUUUUUAGGAAGAAUGCCAAAAUUGCAGCUUCGGGGAUAUAUUUCAAUUUGCAGUAUUCAGACUUCUACAUUUUUUUUUUAAUUUUAUUUUAAAUCUUUUUGCCAACUUUUGUUUUUUCCAGUGUUUACAGUCGACAAAUGUUUUUUUUUACUUUUGUUGUGUUUAAAUGUAAGUGUAAAAUAGCUGCCUUUUUUUAAGUAAAUACAGUCUAUAGAUAUUAGAUUUACUAGCAUGCUUGCUUUGCAAAGGGAGACAUUUUAAAAUAUGGAUGUUUACAAUAGUUGUUUCCCCUUUAUCUUUUUUAAUUAUUAUUAUUAUUAUUAUUAUUAUUAUUUCUUACUGGAGUAAGAAGAUAAGUGACACCGUUCAUUUUACUUUUGGUGAGUGGACAACUUGUCACCAACCAACGUCUGUGUCUAGCAAUGCAUUUAAGUGCAUUAACAUUAAGCAUGGGCCUAGUAAAUGGAAAUACUGGUAUGCUUAAAGUUAAGCAUUCAUUCAAGUCCUUUGCUGGACCAAGGACCAACUGCAUAAGAGAAAUAUGUUCUCUGCUUUUCUUAGACAUUCUCCCCUGUUCCUUCCAGGAGUCCUCCCUCAGCUGUGAGAAGCAAAAGGGAGUUUGUACAGUCAGGGCUGGUCUAGUCUCGGUGAAUAGAUAUUUGAAUAAACCAGUUCCCCCUCUUUAGGAAAUAAAUAAGUA
Messenger RNA from Chelonoidis abingdonii (Abingdon island giant tortoise), 4909 nucleotides. RefSeq names its product neural cell adhesion molecule 1 (gene NCAM1). The record is from RefSeq and is a predicted model, not a curated record. Gene Ontology annotation, molecular function: protein binding. Gene Ontology annotation, cellular component: membrane; neuron projection. Gene Ontology annotation, biological process: cell adhesion. NCBI's taxonomy places the organism in Eukaryota, Metazoa, Chordata, Testudines, Testudinidae.